Molecule: messenger RNA, 1082 nt
Organism: Colletotrichum destructivum
Lineage: Eukaryota; Fungi; Ascomycota; Sordariomycetes; Glomerellales; Glomerellaceae
Product: Putative GXWXG domain-containing protein
Exons: 3
Coding region: 571-1017 (148 amino acids)
Source: RefSeq, a predicted model, not a curated record
CUUGAUUAUUAAACAAGUCUCUCUGGAAAAACUCAAAACGGCGGGGAUUAUGUGACGGGCGACUGUUCUCAAUCACGUCCGUCCAAAUUGUCAGACUUAGCACAUCCCGGUGUCCCGCCGUGGUUUCCAUGCAACCGGCAUCGACCUCUUUUCCGGCGCCUUCCUACUCGAUGAGACGAGAAAGACGACCUGACGGCUUUCGAUUGUUGUUGGUGUUCCCCGGCCGCUGGGGCGGGAUGUCUGUUCUCAACCUUCUGCGACCAAUGACUCGUCAGUAGUCACCGUAGAUAGGUGUGCCGCACGCCGUGCGGAGUCCGUCGUCGGAGUUUCACUACCAACUCCUCCUCUGCGUCGGUGAGCGCGACUUCGAGGGUGGAUAGCUAGCCAAUAUCGAAGAAGGAAGUAAGAGAAUCGAAUGGCCCGGACGUACUAUCACCGCCGGCAUCGCUAGUAUAAAUUGAAAUCCAAAGAACUAUAUAAGGUGCCCGGCUUGUUGUCGAUUUCAAAAUCCAGAUCAAAAAGACAUCGAGAAGCACCCAUAGUAACCAAAGAAUCCAUUGAACAAACACCAUGCCCAAAACACUCGAACAACAGUUUUCGGAGCUCACGAAAGCGGGCCGAAUUGAAGAGGCCGCUGUCAUUGCUGUCUUUGAUCAGCUUAAAGCCAUCCCCCCCGAGUUUAUGCUGGGCAAGUGGGACGGAUUCCCCAUCGACACCAGCCAUACUGCCACUCAACAGCCAUUCAAAUGGGCUGGCAAGGACUUCCGAUCUCUCGACGAUGUCGACCCUGUGAUGGUGUGGGGAGAAGACGGCAGCCGGACUUGGAAUGCUGAUUUCGGCCAUGCACAGGUACGCGAAAUCAAGUAUCGCGGUCUCCUCACUGCCGGGAUGAUCUACGACGACUUCCCACGCAUUGAUUCCUUCCGGUUUGUGGACGAAAACACUGUGCUCGGCGCCAUGGAGGACAAGAACAUUGAAAACAACCGGCCGGUGUGGUUUUACAUGAGGAGGAUGUGAAGUCGCAAUCCACAGGACUAGAGUAGGGGCAUAGCAAGGUGGAAAUCCAUGUUUGAAUGUGCAUA